This is a messenger RNA of Paralichthys olivaceus (Japanese flounder), 1059 nucleotides long. Lineage: Eukaryota; Metazoa; Chordata; Actinopteri; Pleuronectiformes; Paralichthyidae. The record is from RefSeq and is a predicted model, not a curated record.
GGUACACUAACGGAAACUACCUGGUGCUGCUGGUGUCGCUGUUCAUUAUCCUGCCCCUCUCGCUGCUGAAGAAUUUGGGUUACCUUGGUUACACCAGUGGUCUGUCCCUGCUUUGCAUGGUGUUUUUUCUGAUUGUGGUGAUCAUCAAGAAGUUCCAGAUCAUGUGCCCUCUGCCUGAUAUCCAUGAUCUGAACGAAACCAUAAGCAAACUGAACAUCACCGUGGCCCAAAUGAACACUACCGCUGUGGACUACAGCGAGGACUCCUGCACACCCAAAUACUUUGUCUUCAACUCACAGACUGUCUACGCUGUUCCCAUCCUGACCUUCGCCUUCGUGUGCCACCCGGCCAUCCUGCCCAUGUACGAGGAGCUGAAAGACCGUUCCCAUAGAAAGAUGCAGGGCGUUGCCAACGUGUCCUUCCUGUCCAUGUUCAUCAUGUAUCUGCUCGCCGCCCUCUUCGGAUAUCUGACAUUCAACUCACGCGUGGAGCCCGAGCUGCUGCACACCUACUCCAAAUUCUUCAAGUCUGACAUCAUCCUGCUCAUCGUCCGCCUGGCCGUGCUGACCGCCGUCACCCUCACCGUCCCUGUGGUGCUCUUCCCCAUUCGUACCUCCAUCAACCAGCACCUGUCCAGCUCCAAGGACUUCAGCUGGGUCCGCCACAUUAUCAUCACCAUCGUCCUGCUGGGAGGCACCAACGCCCUGGUCAUCUUUGUCCCCACCAUCAGGGACAUCUUCGGCUUCAUCGGCGCCUCUGCUGCUGCCAUGCUCAUCUUCAUCCUGCCGUCGGCUUUCUACAUCAAACUGGUCAAGAAGGAGUCUAUGAAGUCUGUGCAGAAGAUCGGGGCCACCGCCUUCCUCGUGUGCGGCCUCGUGGUCAUGAUCGGCAGCAUGAGCCUCAUCAUCCUGGACUGGAUCCACAACGCCACAGCCAGUGUAGAGACACAAGGCAACGGACACUAGAAACUCCACCUCUGCUGCCGCAGCCAACCGGAGAAGAGGAGGACACUGCCGGUGCUGGACUGCGGCGACCACGCAACCAAUGAAGACCCCAACG